This is a messenger RNA of Brassica rapa (field mustard), 1765 nucleotides long. RefSeq lists its product as uncharacterized. The record is from RefSeq and is a predicted model, not a curated record. Lineage: Eukaryota; Viridiplantae; Streptophyta; Magnoliopsida; Brassicales; Brassicaceae.
UCUCAGAAUAUUUUUUACUUACACAGCGAACGAGAGAGAGAGAAAGAGAAAGAAAGAAGAGAAAAAGCUUCUCUCUUUGUUUGUGCUCUGUGAAAACCCAAAAUCGAAUUCUCAUCGUAAUCAUAAAGUCUCUGUCUUUAACCAAUUUAAAGUCUCUCUUGAUUCUACCAUUUUCAUUAUUCACAUUUUUUCCUAACCCCAGAUUGAUUAAACAAAAGAGUAUUUUUCCUUUUAAAAGGAUUUUGAAAGGUCCUAGCUUUCCUUGGGAUCUAUCAAAGUUUCUUGAAGAUAAUGCUUUCGGGUUUACACAGGUUGAUUGAUCAUACCACCAUGGGGAAACAUCUCUGACUUUUCAAAUGGAUCCCCAAGCUUUCAUCCGUCUUUCAGUUGGCUCACUUGCCUUAAGAAGCCCCAAGUAUCUCCUAAACCCUUCUUCAACCUCUGAUGAGAAGAAGAACUCUUGUUCCCAAUGCUCUUGCGAGAUAAAACUCCGAGGCUUCCCUGUUCAGACCACAUCCAUCCCUCUGAUGCCUUCCUUAGACGCAGCUCCUGACCAUCACAGCGUCUCCACAAGCUUUUACCUCGAAGAGUCUGAUUUAAGAUCUCUCCUGACACCUGGAUGCUUCUAUAACCCCAACGCUCACUUGGAGAUUUCGGUUUUCGCCGGUAAAAAGAGUUCUUCUCACUGCGGGGUUGGUGCUAAAAGACAGCAGAUUGGUGUGUUUAAGUUGGAGGUAGGUCCUGAAUGGGGAGAAGGAAAGCCAGUGAUUCUGUUUAAUGGAUGGAUAGGUAUUGGAAAGAACAAGAGAGAUGGUGGUGCACAGCUUCAUCUGAGGGUGAAGCUUGAUCCUGAUCCUAGAUAUGUUUUCCAGUUCGAGGAUGUUACUACUUUGAGCCCUCAGAUAGUUCAGCUUCGUGGCUCGGUUAAGCAACCUAUCUUCAGCUGCAAGUUUAGCCGAGACAGGGUGUCACAGGUGGAUCCGUUGAAUGGAUACUGGUCAAGUUCAGGGGAUGGAACCGAGCUUGGGAGUGAGAGACGUGAGAGAAAAGGCUGGAAGGUGAAGAUACAUGAUCUCUCCGGCUCUGCGGUUGCUGCAGCUUUCAUAACAACUCCUUUUGUCCCAUCCACUGGAUGUGAUUGGGUGGCCAAGUCCAACCCUGGUGCUUGGCACGUGGUCCGGCCUGACCCGUGCCGACCAAACAGCUGGCAGCCAUGGGGAAAGCUCGAAGCCUGGCGGGAACGCGGGAUCAGAGACUCUGUCUGCUGCAGGUUCCAUAUCCUUUCAAACGGGCAAGAAGUUGGAGAUGUUCUAAUGUCGGAGAUACUCAUCAGCGCUGAGAAAGGCGGGGAGUUUUUGAUCGACACGGACAAACAGAUGCUGACCGUUGCAGCUACGCCGAUCCCAAGCCCGCAGAGCAGCGGAGACUACUCGGGUUUAGGACAGUGUGUCUCUGGAGGCGGGUUUGUAAUGAGCUCGAGAGUGCAAGGGGAAGGGAAAAGCAGUAAGCCAGUUGUGCAGUUGGCUAUGAGGCAUGUGACUUGUGUGGAAGAUGCAGCUAUCUUCAUGGCGCUUGCUGCUGCUGUUGAUCUUAGCAUUCUGGCUUGUAAACCUUUCAGGAGGACGAGCCGGAGAAGGUUCCGCCAUUACUCAUGGUAGAAAUCAAAUGAACUCUCUUUUUUCUUAUGUGUACAGUUUUUAAAUUGAACCCCAAGUCAUUGUAUUAGGAAGAAACUGAGUUUAAGAUUAAUAAGUUUUAACUCAUC